This is a messenger RNA of Cyclopterus lumpus (lumpfish), 3149 nucleotides long. It is a transcript of the gene sema6a, whose product is annotated as sema domain, transmembrane domain (TM), and cytoplasmic domain, (semaphorin) 6A. The transcript is spliced from 19 exons. The record is from RefSeq and is a predicted model, not a curated record. NCBI's taxonomy places the organism in Eukaryota, Metazoa, Chordata, Actinopteri, Perciformes, Cyclopteridae. The coding region runs from base 46 to 3141 and encodes 1031 amino acids. Gene Ontology annotation, molecular function: semaphorin receptor binding; chemorepellent activity. Gene Ontology annotation, biological process: negative chemotaxis; axon guidance; semaphorin-plexin signaling pathway.
AGCAGUAGCAGCGGCGGCGGCGGCGGCGGCGGCGGCGGCGUGACCAUGAGGUCAGAGGCCUUGUUACUCUACUUCACGCUACUACACAUAGCCGGGGCGGGCUUCCCCGAGGACAGCGAGCCUAUCAGCAUCUCACACGGCAACUACACCAAGCAGUACCCGGCGUUUGUAGGCCACAAACCGGGCAGGAACAACACGCAGCGGCACAAACUGGACAUCCAGCUCAUCAUGAUCAUGAACAGGACGUUGUACAUCGCUGCCAGGGAUCACAUAUACACGGUGGACACGGACACUGCCAACAGUGACGAGAUCUUUUUCAGUAAGAAAAUGACAUGGAAGUCCAGACAGGCAGAUGUGGACACUUGCAGAAUGAAAGGGAAGCAUAAGGACGAGUGUCACAACUUCAUCAAAGUCGUCCUGCAGCAAAAUGAAGACACCUUGUUUGUGUGUGGGACAAAUGCCUUCAACCCCUCCUGUCGGACCUACAAGAUGGACACCCUGGAGGCUCUGGGGGAGGAGAUCAGUGGGAUGGCGCGCUGCCCUUAUGACGCCAAGCACGCCAACGUCGCCCUCUUUGCUGAUGGCAGGCUGUACUCGGCCACCGUGACAGACUUCCUAGCGAUCGAUGCGGUCAUCUAUCGUAGCCUAGGAGACAGCCCGACUCUGCGCACUGUCAAGCACGACUCCAAGUGGCUGAAAGAGCCCUACUUUGUCCAGGCAGUCGAUUACGGGGACUUCAUCUACUUCUUCUUUCGGGAAAUUGCUAUGGAGUACAACACAAUGGGGAAGGUUUUGUUUCCUCGGGUGGCCAGGGUCUGUAAGAACGACCGGGGCGGCUCGCCCCGCGUCCUGGAGAAGCAGUGGACCUCGUUUCUCAAGUCUCGCCUGAACUGCUCCAUCCCCGGCGACUCCCACUUCUACUUCAACAUCCUGCAGGCCGUGACAGAUGUCAUCCACGUCAACGGGAGGGACGUUGUGAUGGCGACCUUCUCCACGCCUUACAACAGUAUUCCAGGGUCGGCGGUGUGCGCCUAUGACAUGGCGGAGGUGGCCAACACAUUCACGGGGCGUUUCAAAGAGCAGAAAUCCCAAGACUCCACCUGGACGCCUUUUCCUGAAGACAGGGUUCCCAAGCCAAGGCCUGGCAACUGCGCCGGCAUCCCAUCCAUGGAGAGGUACAAGGUAUCCAAUGAGUUCCCAGACGACACGCUCAACUUCAUCAAGAUGCACCCACUGAUGGACGAGGCGGUGCCCUCCAUCGCCAACAGGCCCUGGUUCCUCAAGACCAUGGUCCGGUAUCGCCUGACCCGUAUCGUGGUGGACACUGAAGCGGGGCCCCACAGGAACCAGACGGUGGUGUUCCUGGGAUCGGAGAAAGGCAUCGUCGUCAAGUUCCUGGCCAACAUGGACAGCGGCUUCCUAAACGACAGCGUGUUUCUGGAGGAGCUCAACGUCUACAACCCGGACAAGUGCAGCAUAGACGGCGUGGAGGACAAGCGCAUCGUCGGCAUGCAGAUCGACAGCAAGAGUCACGCUUUGUGGGUCGCUUUCACCUCCUGCGUGGUUAAAGUGCCGCUGUCUCGCUGUGAAAGGCACGGGAGAUGCAAGAAGUCUUGUAUAGCCGCCAGAGACCCGUACUGUGGUUGGGUGUCAGAAGGAGCCUGCAAACAGGUGUUUGAUGACACAAAAUCAGCCUUUGAGCAGGACGUGGAGCAUGGUAACACAGAUGGCCUGGGAGACUGCCAAAACACCUUUGUGGCGCUGAACGACGUUCCCUCCAGUUACGAAGGCCACCAUCACCGCCACCAUCACCGCACCCUCUCCCUCCCCACCUCGGCCCUGCCCGAGGCCGCCGAGGUCCCCCUGGGGCGGGGCCGCAUGGUGGAGCGGAAGGACCCCCCCAUGAGCUCAGACAAAGGGGAGGACCCCUACGUAGCCGUGCCCUCUCAGACCCAGCCCGAAGCCAAUGGUGUGAUCCGUGAGAGCUACCAGAAGGGUCGUGACCAGCUGGUUCCCGUGACCUUGCUGGCCAUCGCCGUCAUCCUCGCCUUUGCCAUGGGCGCCAUCUUCUCUGGCAUCGUUGUCUACUGCGUCUGCGACCACCGGCGGCGAGACGUAGACCUGACGGGCCGCAAGGAAAAGGACAACCACCACCUCCACCCCCGCCGGGGUUCCAUGAACAGCGUGACCAAGCUGACGGGCCUGUUUGAGACUCAGGCCAAAGACGGACGCCCCGAGGCGAUCCUCACCCCUCUGAUGCACAACGGGAGGCUGACGCCGAACGGGAAGAUGCUGAUAAAAGCAGACCAGCACCACCUGGACCUCGCUGCUCUGCCGACGCCCGAGUCCACCCCGAUGCAGCCACGGCGUAAACCCAGCCGGGGCAGCCGGGAGUGGGAGAGGAACCAGAACCUCAUCAACGCUUGCACCAAGGACAUGCCACCAAUGGGCUCGCCCGUCAUCUCCAUGGACCUGCCCCUGAGGGCCUCGCCGGGCCACAUCCCCAGCGUGGUGGUCCUGCCUCUGCCGCAGCACCAGCACCAGCUCCAGCCUCACCUGCAGCAGCAUCAGCAGUCCUACCAGCACGAGUACGUGGAGCAGCCCCACCACAGCGACCUGGGCAUGGGUCACGGCGUCAUGGACGACCAGGGAGCCACCCUGGAGUACAAGACGGUCAAGGGCCCCUGUCACAACCUCAACAUGGUGGACCCAGACGGGGUGCUGCCGCCGCGCGUGCCCCAACGAGAGGCCUCGCUCACCAUCCCGCCGGCCGUCCCACAGAUGGGCAAGCGCCUGGAGGUCCACUCGUCAGUCUACGGGCUCCGGAAGGGAUCGGCGUCAGGAGCGUCCGGAUCCUCCGGAUCCUCCGCCCUCAAGAGGCACAACACCAACUCAUCUAACUCCUCCCAUUUGGCGAGGCAUCAAAGCUUCAACCGUGUGGAGACGCCGCCCCCUGCGCCUCAGAGGGUGGACUCCAUACAAAUGACAGCACAGGGCAUAUCUCUGUCACGGCAGCCUGGAAUGAGCUCCUACGGGUCCCUGCCUCGAACAGGCAUCAAAUAUCUCAAGCCCGACGUCCCCCCCAAACCCUCCGUAGUCUCACUCUCCACAAAAGUCAAGUCCAGUGACUCCUGCACAUAGUCAGCUAC